Labeo rohita (rohu) is the source of this 9094-nucleotide messenger RNA. RefSeq names its product collagen alpha-6(VI) chain. Gene Ontology annotation, molecular function: serine-type endopeptidase inhibitor activity. Lineage: Eukaryota; Metazoa; Chordata; Actinopteri; Cypriniformes; Cyprinidae. The record is from RefSeq and is a predicted model, not a curated record.
UCCUCUUGUCCUAAAAUGGAAAUUGUAGUGUUGAGGAGUGGCUUGUUGAGUUUCUAUGAACAGUUUCAGAUUUUUAGUUCUUCAUUCAGAGUCUUCGUGGUUGGACUCAUCCCAUCCAUGCCUGGGCUCUGUGGAACAAGGAACUCAAGCAUGGAGAAGGAGUGGGGAUUACUUGGCUUCCUCCUUCUGUCAAUAUGUUUUCUUGUCAGCAAUGGCCAAAACAUUGUCUGUACACAGGAGAUGGCUGACAUUGUAUUCCUGGUGGAUGGCUCUAGCAGUAUCGGGAUGGAAAACUUCAAAGAAGUCAGACAAUUCAUCUCCUCGCUCGUAGACAGCUUUGAUGUUGCUCCUGACAAGGUCAGGAUCGGUCUGGUCCAGUACAGUGAUGCACCGCAAACUGAGUUUUUGCUCAACACUUACCAGAACAAACAGGAAAUUCUCAGCUACAUUCGAAAUCUGCGUUAUAAAACCGGUGGGAGGUUUACUGGCCAGGGUUUGGAGUUCAUGCUGAAUCAACACUUUGUGGAAAAGGCCGGAAGUCGAGCGCAGCAGAAUGUUCCACAGAUUGCCAUUGUUAUCACAGAUGGUGAUUCUCUAGAUGAGGCUGAGUCAAAGGCUGUAGAGCUGAGGCAAAGGCAAAUCAAAUUAUUUGCCAUAGGGAUCAAAGAUGCAAACGAGAUGUUGCUGAGACAGAUCGCGAGCGAGCCGUACGAUCAGCAUGUCUACAGCGUAACAGACUUUGCAGCACUGCGGGGAAUCUCUCAGAGUGUAACUCAGAAGGUGUGUACCACUGUAGAGGAAACGCAAAAAGAGGUCAUCCAGACGGCAAGAGACUGCAACGAAACUGCUCAGGCAGACAUUGUGCUCCUUGUGGACACAUCUGGUAGCAUUGGAGUGAGUGAUUUUGAAGAAAUGAGGAAGUUCCUGCAUUCUUUUGUGGACGGAUUUAAUCUAGAACCCGACAAGGUGAGGGUGGGACUUGCCCAGUUCAGUGAUAAACCAUACCAAGAGUUCCUGCUUGGUGACUAUUUCGAUAAGAAUGACCUACGCCGAAAGUUGAAUAAUCUCAUCCAUUAUGGAGGAGGCACCAACAUUGGUCUGGCCCUGACUUUCAUCCGUGAGAAAUACUUUAGUCUGGCCAGACAAAAUGUUCCUGGCAUUGCCAUAGUCAUCACAGAUGGGAAUUCAAAUGAUAAUGUGGAGGAACCUUCCCAGAGUCUACGAAAAUUAGGAGUUUCCAUCUUUGUCAUCAGGGUGGGAAAGGGCAACAUGGAAAAAUCGCAUGCCAUUGCUAAUACCCCACAUGAGGAGUUCUUAUUCGGUAUCAACAGUUAUCAAGAACUGCAAGCUCUAAAAGAGAGUCUACGCAACAAAGUUUGCUUUACUGUGACACUCCAGUCACAAGCUUUUGUGCCAAAAUUUGCUGAUCUCUUCAUAUUGGUUGAUAGCUCAGCAUCUAGACAGCAAGAGCAAACAAUAAGGAAUUUUCUCCGAGGACUGAUCUUGCAGCUCAACGUGGGAAAGAAUGCUAAUCGUGUCGGCCUUGCUCAGUUCGGUGAAAAUGUCAAAGAGGAGUUCCUGCUAAAUACUGACAAGUCCAAGAAUGAGAUUUUGUCAUCUAUUCGCAGUAUGACACUGAGGUUUACAGGGGAGCGACGAAUUGGCAAUGCAAUUGAAUAUGCUCACAAAAAUUUCUUAACUAGUGCCGCUGGAAGCCGUGUCUCGGAAGGGUUUAAGCAGUUUCUGCUGGUCAUUGCAGCUGGAGAAUCUGCAGAUGGUGUCGUCCAAGCAUCCCGCCAAUUCCAAAAAAAUGCAGUGACUGUUUUAACUGCUGGCUUGGGCAGAGCUGAUGAACAUGAACAUGAAAUGGAGUGCAUUUCUAGUCCAUGGACAAACUACAAGUUAGUAGGUAACAUCCAACAAGUGCAACAGAAAAUUAAGAUUGCCAUUGACACAUGGAAAGAUGCUCCUGUUUCAGAAGAGUGCAUGUUUGACGUGGUGGCCGAUAUCGCUUUUAUUAUUGACCAGUCCAGCAGUAUCAAAUCCAAAAACUUCCAAAUUGUGCGUGAUUUUCUCAUGAACACCAUCAGAGGUCUCGACAUGAGUAAGGGAAACAUUAAAAUAGCUGUGGUCCUCUAUAGUGACUACCCUCGAGCUGAUGUGCACUUCAACACCUUCAGUUAUAAGACUGAUGUCCUGCGCUACGUCAGUAGCAUGCCAUAUGGUCGUGGUAAUACAUACACUGGAGCUGCUCUCGAGUUUGCCAAAAACCAGGUGUUUAUCAAAGCAAGAGGCAGCAGAAGAGAUCAGCAGGUUCAGCAGAUUGCUGUUGUUAUCACUGAUGGGAAGUCAAUGGAUGAUGUGGCCCCAGCUGCGACAGAAUUGCGGAAAUCUGGCGUCACUGUUUUUGCGGUCGGUAUCAAAGACACCAAGGAGGAUGAAUUGAGAGAGAUCGCAUCCUACCCACAUGAAAAGUUUGUACUGAGUGUGGAGAACUUUGAUAGACUAAAUAUACUUUCACAUAUUUUAACCAAAACACUUUGCAAUGAAAUCACAAAUUCCAUUAUACCCCACAGAGACUCACAUGACUUUGGUUGCAUGCAAACAACCAAAGCUGAAAUAUACUUUCUUCUGGAUGAAUCUGGAAGUAUACUCUCUCAAGAGUUUGAAGAUAUGAAGAACUUUACCAGGCAAUGGCUUGAUGCAUUUGAGGUUGGACGUAACCAUGUGCGCUUUGGGUUGGUGAAAUUUGCAGACUCCGCAACCACUGUUUUCCGAUUAAAUAAGCAUAACACAAAAGCUGAAAUCAGACAGGCAGUGAAUGACCUCAUCGUCAUGGGAGGGGGCACCAGGACUGAUCUAGGGUUGUGAGAAAUGAUCCCGCUAUUCGAAGAAGCUGAACAAACACGUGGGGAAAAGGUUCGGAAGCUCCUGAUUGUCCUCACAGAUGGUGAGUCAAGAAAUACGGCAGAGCCAGUAGAAGUUCCUGCUAAACUUCUGAGAAUAGAACAGAACGUCACCAUUUAUGCCAUUGGUGUGAAAAAUGCAUCUGUGCCGGAGUUGGAAUUAAUAGCUGGCAGCCCAAAAAGAACAUUUUAUGUCAAAAACUUUGAUUUCCUUAAUGAAAUCAAGAAAAGCAUCAUUACAGAAAUAUGCUUCUUUGAAGGUUGUGAAGGUCUUUUUGCAGAUGUUGUCUUCCUGCUUGAUGGAUCAGAAAGUGUUGAUGCUCAGGACUUUAAAAAAAUGAAGGAGAUGAUGGAGCUUAUAAUAGACAAGUUUGCAAUUGGACCAGACAAGGAGCGUGUUGCGGUUGUUCAGUACGGCACUGACACAAAUGAGGAGUUUUCCUUAAAUACGUUUGAUAAUAAAGCUACAAUGUUUGAGAAAAUUAGAAAUAUCAAACAGAUGAAUGGAAAAACAAACACUGGAAAAGCACUUUCAAAAGUAUUGCAAUAUUUUGAGAAUGAUAAUGGAGGACGCGUCGAUGCUUUAAAGUUCUUGAUAGUUCUUACAGAUGGAGAAAGUAGGGAUGAUGUAGCCAAGCCUGCUAAAACCUUGAGAGAAAGUUUAAUCAAUGUUAACGCCAUUGGUAUGAGACAUGCAAACAGAUCUCAGAUUCUUGCCAUUGCUGGAUCCCAUGACGGAGUGUUCUUUGAAGAUGCAGUUGCUUCCCUGAAAGAAUUAACAACUCAGGUGCUUCACAAGAUCUGCCACACAGAAUGCAAGACACCAGAACUGGUUGACAUAAUUUUCCUUGUGGAUGCAUCUGGAAGUCCAAAUAAAGAUGGUUUCCAGGAAAUGAAACACUUAAUAAAACACACAGUCAGCAAAUCUGUGGUUGGAGAAAAACAGGUGCGAUUUGGCGUUGUCACCUACUCUAACAUCCCUCGUUUGGAGUUCACACUAAAACAGUACUACAGUCAGGAUGAUGUUCUGAGCGUUAUCUCAAAUCUCAAAGCUUCAGGGGGAACCAGAAACACGGCCCGAGCCCUGAUCGAUACACUCUCCUACUUUGACAAAAAACAUGGCGGACGACGAGCAAAGAACAUUUCCCAAGUGCUAUUUCUGAUUACAGAUGGCAAGGUUAAUGACUUAAGUGGUCUGGCAAAAUGGCGUGAAUCACUGGCCAAAUCAGAGGUCAACUUUUUUCCUAUUGGUACCGAAGAUGCGGAUGCAGAACAGCUUAAGGAGAUGGUGGGAAAUAAAGGAAAAGUGCUCUUUGCAAACACCUACAAGGAUCUGCAUAAACUACAUAAACGGGUCACCCAAGAGCUCUGCAAUCUUACCAAACCAAUUUGUGAGACGGAGCAAUCAGACCUUGUUUUUUUAAUUGAUGGAUCAGAGAGUAUUGAUGAAAAAGGUUGGAAUACUAUCAAAAAAACCAUGAUUGAGGUUGUGAAAGUGCUGAAUAUUACUCAAGACAACUGGCGAGUGGGUGUUGCCCAGUUCAGCAACAUACUCCUGCAUCAAUUUUACCUGAACACAUACACAGAUCUUACAGAAUUGGCAGAAGCUAUAAACAAAAUUGUACAAUGGAAGCAGGGUACAGAUAUUUGGAAUGCCCUAAGAAAUGUGAGAUAUUACUUCACUAGAGAGAAUGGAUCCAGAAUAGAUGAAGGAAUUGCUCAGAAUCUCCUGCUGAUCACAGAUGGAAAAUCUGAUGAUAAGAAAGACUCGAAUGCAUUAGCGUUUUUUAGAAACAAUGAAAUAAAAAUAACUGCCAUUGGGGUUGGCAAAGAAAAGGACAUAAAUAAAUUCAUGCUGCUUAAUAUAACUGGAUCUCCUGAUCGGGUCCUUAUUGAGACCAUUGAAGGCCUUAUACUGAAGAAAACCAUAAAGAAAAUUAUAAAUUCACUCUGUCCAAAAAAACAUCCCACUAAGGACUGCAAUAUUGACAUUGCCUUUGGGUUUGACGUGUCCAGACAAGCAAACACACAAUCUCUGUUGAGACCUCAGGAGGAACGGUUGGUUACUGCAGCCAUCCACCGAAUCUCCAUGAUGGGUGAUCUGUGCUGCGUUACAAAGGACAAGAUUACCACUAGAUUUGGCUAUAGGCUUGUGUCCGGACAAGAUGGGAGUGUUCUGGAUGAUUUUGAAUUUGGCAAUUACAGUGAGGAUGUGGUCAAAAAAGUGAUGUUAUUGCGACCUAAGGCGACCCUGGCUUUCAACGAGUUUCUAUUAGAUUCCUUCAGAGAACUGUUUAAAUCCUCUAAAGCCAAGGCAAAGGUUCUGAUAAUCUUCACAGAUGGGCUGGAUGAAAACAUUCAGCGUUUAAAGGAGAGUUCAGAGAAACUUAGGAAAAGUGGGGUCAGCGCACUGCUGAUUGUGUCUUGGGGAAUAAUAGACGUUCAGGAGCUGGAAUUUGGCAGAGGUUUCGGCUACAUGCAGCCUCUGACAAUCAACAUGCUGAAUUUAGGCAACGCUCUAAUGAAACAGAUAGAAACAGUGGCGCUGAGGGAAUGCUGCAAUAUGUCUUGUUCAUGCACCGGGGUACCUGGACCACCAGGACACCCUGGAUUGCCAGGUCAAAAGGGAAAUACUGGUCAGAAGGGUCAUCCUGGAUAUCCAGGAGAUGAAGGUGUUGAGGGAGACCGAGGACCACCAGGGCUGAAUGGAACUCAGGGACAUAACGGUUGCCGUGGAAACAGAGGAAUCAAGGGCCAGAGAGGCUACACUGGAAAUAAAGGAGAACAUGGGGAGGAUGGGGUGGAUGGAGUGGAUGGAGAACAGGGUGAUGCUGGCCUAAAUGGGCUUCCAGGACCUAAAGGAGACCUGGGCAGAGCUGGUAUGAAAGGUUUCAGAGGCAGUCCUGGACCUAAGGGAGACAUUGGAUUGAGAGGAGAUCCUGGCGCACCAGGAAUAGACAACAGAAUUCCAGGUCCAAAAGGCGAGAAGGGAGAUACUGGGCUCCCGGGUGACCAGGGGCUCAUUGGACCUCCUGGCAGACCUGGAGAUAAUGGUGAUCCUGGUGUUCCAGGAAGAAAAGGCCCACCAGGAUUGCCGGGUCAGUCUUCAAAUCAAAAAGGAGAAGCUGGACAGCCAGGGUCUCCUGGUUAUCCUGGACAAGUGGGACCACCAGGAACAAAAGGGUCAAAAGGAGGCAAUGGUCCUCCAGGUGUACCUGGAAUUCAGGGUCCCUUUGGCCGACCUGGAUCUGAAGGUUCAAAGGGAGGUCGAGGACAAAGAGGGCAAAGGGGUACACCAGGUGACCCAGGGCCCAAAGGAGCGCUGGGACCAGAGGGAUUCAGAGGGCCUCUGGGACAAGAUGGAAGAGAUGGGUAUGGACCUGCUGGGCCCAAAGGACACAGGGGAAGCACAGGAUACUUUGGCCUCCCUGGUUUGCAGGGUGAGGAUGGUACCAAAGGAUCCAGUGGAAGUAAAGGACAUAAAGGUUAUCGAGGAAGACCGGGAAACGCAGGUACUCGCGGUUCUCAAGGUACUCCAGGAGAGAAUGGGAUGGACGGACACAGGGGUGAAAAAGGACCUCCUGGAAUCAGUCCAAUGCCUGAAUGCGACCUGGUCGAUUACAUACGCAAAAACUGUCCUUGCUGCUCCGAUAAUGGUACCCAGUGUCCAGUUCACCCCACAGACCUGGUGAUAGCAUUAGACAUGUCUGCAGGUGUAACUCCUCAAGUGUUCGAGCGCAUGCGAUCUGCUGCUCUAUCCUUACUGGAAGACAUUUCCAUUGCCGAAACAAAUUGUCCAUGGGGAACACGAGUGUCUGUGAUCUCCUACAGCAGCGAGUCCAAGAACCUGAUCCGUUUCGCAGACCACCUUAAGAAGAAGAUCCUUUUGGAAACUAUAAGAGCAUUCGCUCUAGAGAGAACCACAAAAACCAGAGACAUCGGACAAGCCAUGAGCUUCGUGGCCCGGAACAUCUUCAAACGUUCCCGAAAGGGCAGGCUUAUGAGGAAAGUGGCCGUGUUCUUCACAAAUGGGCCAUCGAGGGAUGAAUUAAGCCUUGCAACAGCCAUGCUGGAGUUCAAGGCUGCAGACAUUGGCCUUGGAGUGAUCGCCUUAAAUCCUGCUGAUGAUGUGAGGCGAGCAAUGCAGGUUGACGACACACGAAGCUACAUUAUUGUUGAUGGCAGAGGAGUAAAUCGCAUUAAACGGUGCAUCAUUUGUUUUGAUCGUUGUAACCCAGACCCAGUGUGUAGUGUAAUUUUGCCGCCUCCACCCCUGCUGAUGGAUUUGGACCUGUCUGUGCUGCUGGAUAGCUCUGAUAAACUGAAGACUCAACAGUAUGUAAGCGCAAAGGAGCUUCUGCUGUCUCUGUUGGACCACAUUGAUGUCAGCAACGAGCCGAGCCGAGCGGAUGGUAAAACCAGAGUGUCCGUCUACCAGCAGAGCUCCAUUUACGGCAACUCUUACAUGAACGAGGAGUUCAGCUUCACUAAAUUUAAAGAUCGCAAUAUCAUGAAGAGGCAUAUCACUAAUACAGUAAAGCAAGUAGGCGGGAUAUCCAAUCCUGAGUUUGCUUUGGAGAGGCUAAUUACUGAUGUUAUCCUUAAAGCAGAAAGACCACGAAGCAAACGAAUGGUCAUGGCUGUUUUUUGUGAAGACUCUAAGUACAACAAAGCUCAGCUUGAAUAUUUGUCUAGACUGUGUCGGUGUCAGAAUGUCGUUAUGUUUAUCCUCAUGGCGGGACAGAGAUUUGACUGGACACAGAUGGAGGAGCUCAUCAACUCUCGUCUGGAGCAGCACCUGGUAUUCUUGGAUGACAGAGAUUAUGGCGUACGCUACACUUACGCCUUUCUGAAUAUGCUCCGCAGAGGAAUCUUACCCCGGUUAUCACUACAACCUCGUGACUGUGUUGGUUUUGUGCCGAGGCCCAGUGGACCUGGACCACAACCCCCAGACAUAGAUAUUCUUCCCACUGAAGUCCCCACUGAAGUCCCCACUGAAGAGCCCACUGAAGAGCCCACUGAAGAGCCCACUGAAGAGCCCACCACAACGGAGUACCCUCCGUAUGAGUAUAGUGUGAUGACAAAGAACCAUUCAUGGAACUUGAUGAUACUGAACGAUUUACAGAAGAGCACGAAGAGGUCCAAACCAAGCCCUCGAAGACUGAACAUGUAUUCAGUGGCGCAAGGAAAUACUGGAAUGUACUGUUUGUUUCCAACAGCACGAUGCUUCCUUGAGAAAGAUGUUGGCCGUGUGUGUGGAUCGUAUCUGUCCAGAUGGUACUACAGCCAGGAGACUAAGAAAUGCAUGCACUUCUGGUAUGGCGGUUGUGAUGGAAAUGAAAACCGAUUCCUGACAGAAGACGAGUGCGCGAUGGAAUGCGUGUCUACAGAAUUUGAAAACCUUCCAAAAGAUGAUUCCAGUAUCAAGGACAUUUGCGAACUCAAUCUCGAUGCGGGGCUUUGCUCAAACUUUACAGUGAAAUGGUAUUUCAACACCCGUAGUGGCCAAUGCAUCCUUUUCUGGUACGGAGGCUGUGAAGGAAACGGCAACAGGUUCAACACUCAGGAGGACUGUGAGCUUCGCUGUCUUAGAGCCAAAAAAGUAUCUCCAAACAUCUAAACUAAAAUCAAAUGAAUUUACAUAAAAAUCAGAAUACACUUAUUGUACUUUCGGCAGCUUCUGGAUUCAUGAUCAUAUUCUUAUCACGGUUGUCAAAUGGCAGCCUUAGCUGCAUUUUAGCAAUUUUAGCUAAAUGUGUUUGUAUAUUUAGCUAAAUAUAAAUAUAUAUUUAGCUAAAUUUGAGUGUAGCCAAUACUUGAUUAAAAGAGCAGAAUUUGUUUAAUGGUGAAGUUAAUAAUAAUGAGUCAUUAGAAACACAAGAAAGAACUGCAAAAUAAUGAUUCAGUUUCAGUAAUUUCAACCAUUGUUUGAUGAGUAGAUCUGCCCUAAACUCAAUCCGUUGACUAAGACAAUGUUGUUGCACAGCUUAAACGCACAGAUUGCAAUUUCUUUUUGGUGCUAUUUAGCAAUGCAGAAUAAACAUUCUUUACCUUGAACUUAAAAUGUCAUUUUAAGUUUUUGUUUUAAUCACCCUUAUAAAACCUCAAUUUCAUAAAAAUCCUUGAAUUUUUCAUGCAUAUUGUCAUUAAGAUGACUUUUCAGAGGAAUAAAAACACUAUGAAAACAA